Molecule: messenger RNA, 2436 nt
Organism: Sitophilus oryzae (rice weevil)
Lineage: Eukaryota; Metazoa; Arthropoda; Insecta; Coleoptera; Curculionidae
Product: IQ and AAA domain-containing protein 1-like
Exons: 15
Coding region: 1-2436 (811 amino acids)
Molecular function (GO): ATP hydrolysis activity; protein binding; ATP binding
Source: RefSeq, a predicted model, not a curated record
AUGUCUCAUAAAUAUUACGACGAACUAUUCAACCAAUCGGAAUCGUACUUGGCCGCCACUCUAAACAGUGAACCCGCUCAGGCCGAUCGGCGUGAACAUCGCGAAUUAUUGGCAACGCUGUACGUGCGAUACAUCAUCACCGCGAACAAACUGGCAACGUGCGUGGAUCAGAUGGUUCAGCCUCAGAAACGGGCUUUGCUCAGAAAAUUGCUCGAAGCGACACUUGGAAGGAUUUUGGAAUUAAAGGCGGAUUUGGUCGAAGCAGAUUUAAACGAAUGGACCCAUUGCGGAGACGUUUUCGAAAAGUUAAAUCUCACACCCUUAGCAUCGGAGCUCCAAGUACCCACCUGCUUCAGACUAGAAAGAGAGGACGAUAUUGCAUACAAGAAAAGACUGAUCGAGGAUGUAUUAAACAAACUAGGAUUUGCUGAUAAAGAAGAAGAAAAACCUCCAAUGACCGAACAGCAAGCUAUUUUAAUAAUACAGACUCACGAAAGAGCUAGACAAGGACGUUUAAGGGCUCAGUUUAUGAGAGAGAUAAGGAGCAUGAAGGAAAAGAGUAAACCAACCACUGCAGGAGAAGGGGAAGAGGACGAAGGCGCUGGUUUGGGUAUUAAUUUGGCAGCAGCGUUAAAAAUUCAAAAAAUCUGGAGAGGAUACAUCACUCGUAGAGCUACGAGAAGAAGAAAAUUACAAGAGAUGCUACUGAUCGGCAUGAUUCCACCACCGAAGAAGAAAAACGAAGAACUAAUCAAAGACCAACAGAAUCAAGAAAAAAGAAGGCAGUUGCAAAAAGUGAGGCAGAAAGAGUAUGAAGAGGAUGUAACGAAGAUUCGAAGUUAUUUAGAAAAAACACAACGAGGUCCUGUAUUAGAACAACUAAGUGAUCAAGUUAGAGGAUGGCUGCAUGAAUACAAGGCACAAACUGGAAAAAUUCCAGAAUACACCGGAUCAGAACGUAGUGCUUCCAGACUUCUACUUAGUAGACAAGGAACUGAGAGUGAAACAAGCAAGUCCACCCCUGGAUCAUCAAAAGACUCCAAAUUAAAAAAGGACAAAUCAUCUAAAAGUCCAAAAGAAUCCAAACCAUCUGAAGCAGAUGAGGAGGAGGGUGUACUAAGAGCUACAGUAUCAACUUUUGUUCCUGAGUUAAAUAUACGAAAAGAAGAAUACGAAGAAAAAUGGAAGAACAAAGACGAAACCACCAAUCCGAGCCAAUAUCACUACAAAGACAUGAUCGAACACGAACAAAUGACAGAUAUGGAAAACGAACUGAGAAAAGUAGUAGACGAAAUGAUGAAAGCUGAACUACUGCUACUUCAAGACGCUUUUGAUAAAGACAGAGGUCACAAAGGAAAAAAGAAAUCGAGUAAAAAAGCGAGAAAAACCGGUAAGAAAAGUAAAAAGAAGAAAGAAAAAGAUUUGACACCAGACAGAACGCUCGAGUCGCUGUUUGAAGAGUUAGUUGCUAAUGGAAUCAUUAAAAAAUAUCCAGAGGUUUGGUUGCAGGACUUCAAAGGAGAGAGGUCCUUUAGUGUUCCUGCACCUCAUAACAAAGAAAAAGAGCCACCAAUUGAUUUAGGAGAUAUUAGACAGGUGUUGACAGAAUAUUGCGUGAUACCAUUACUCUCAGACCAUCUUCAUCAAACCACACCUCACAUUAAAUCGUUAAUUUUGGCUGGACCAAAAGGUUCUGGCAAAGAUAUGCUGGUACACGCUGUAUGCAACGAAGCAGGCGCCGUGCUUUUUGAUCUAACUCCCUCAAAUAUAGUUGGAAAAUAUCCUGGAAAAUCUGGACUGAUCAUGCUCAUACAUUUGGUGGUAAAAGUAUCAAGGCUGUUGCAGCCAUCGGUGAUAUACAUGGACAAUGCUGAAAGGCCGUUUGUAAAGAAAAUACCCAAAACGGACAAGACUGAUCCAAAAAGACUGAAAAAAGACUUAGCCAAGAUUGUUAAAAAUUUUAGUCCAGAAGAUCGAGUGGUCCUUAUUGGAGUCACCGAUUGUCCUUGGGAUUCCGACCAAAAACUCCUGCAACAAGUGUACCAAAAAUUCUUCAUAGUACCUCGUCCUAAGUACAGCUCCAGAUACUUCAUAUGGACACAUCUUCUAAGUCAAUACAUGGCGGUGAGUUGGAAAUUUGAUACCAGCGUUAUGACCAAGAUAUCUGAUGGAUACACAGUUGGAUCUAUUGCCAGUACAGUGAAAGAAGUCAUAACUGUGAAACGGAUGUUACAAUUAAGAAUUCACCCUCUGAGUCCUUUAGAGCUGGUCAAUUCCCUUUGUAAAAGAACUCCCGUAUAUAAAGAAGAAGACGAAGCUUUUGAAACAUGGUGGACUAAAGUUCCUAUGGUUAGAAGACGACUGAGAGCGAUAGAAAUGCUUGAAGAAGAACAAGCGGAGAUGAUGGUUAAACAAGCAAAUGCUAAAAAGAAAUAA